AUGGCAGAUAUUGGAGGAUGGCGAGGUGCGACAGCAGGGGUCGCAGCCAGUCUCUUGGUCACCUGGCUACUCUCGCAACCGCACCAAGCGGCAGCUGACCAGCUGGCUGCACACUAUCUCUUGCCAUAUCUCUCAGAUUCGCCUCCCAGCAGCCAGGUGACCGUGGAGUUCUGCAAUCUGUUCCGGAUUGUGGAAAAGCCCUACUAUGUGAUCUUUGCAUCAUGUUGGGUGUGUGCGCUGAUGCAGCAGUUGAUCGACACGUCGAGAUAUUACGAGGAGCGCUACGAAGAGCUUAGCAAAACGCAGAAAUGCUAUGUCGGGAUCCAGCUCUUGACGCUUGUGAUGGAAACGCUCGCUAUCGUGGGCAAGAUCGAUUGGCUGGCUGGCGAGAGCUUGUGGCACAUGUACAACUUGUAUGUAUAUGUGUUUGUGCACUCGUCAGUCUUCGUGCGUUCCAUCAUGAUGUCCAUGAUUAUUUGGGACUGGCUGCUGGCACGCCUACUGGGGCGGCCAGUGUUUGGAGCAGAAUAUGAUGGGCAGGGAUGGCGGGACUGGCAUCGGGCGGUCCUCCUGAUCAUCAUUAUGCAGUUUGGAUCUUCAGUCUUCGUCAUGAUGGUGGUCACGCUCACACAUGCUAUCCCAGCACUAAUCCUGUACUAUCCGGUGUUUCUCCUUGCUGCUGCUUUCAUCAUCAAAUUCCGUUCUUGGCUGGAACUGCUGGGGCUCAAUCCGGAUGGCCGGGCUGGGCGUGGUCUGGUGAUGGCGAGUAACUCAUUUGUAGCUGUCGUCUCGAUUCAGACGAUGAUUGCCUCCAUCAUCCGCGUGUACUUUGGUGAUGCCUGGAAGCAGGGGUAUUUGACCCCGUUGAAGGACGACGUUGCAUCCAGGAGCUCCAAGACUUUCUACGAGUGCCAUCUGCGAGCUGGCAUGGGUGCCUUGAUCGAUGGUGAGAGAAGAUACACUAAGCAAAUCCACACACAGACAUGGCACACGCAUGUGAUGUGA
Molecule: messenger RNA, 1005 nt
Organism: Symbiodinium natans
Lineage: Eukaryota; Dinophyceae; Suessiales; Symbiodiniaceae
Source: the annotation of a GenBank genome assembly